GUCAUUUCAUUGGCCGGUUGCUGUAGCCUGUGGGGUGAGGAGCGAAGCUGCUCUCCUAGGAAGUCGCUAUAAUGGCGGACCGCCUAACGCAGCUGCAGGACGCGGUGAAUUCGCUUGCAGAUCAAUUUUGUAAUGCUAUUGGAGUAUUGCAACAGUGUGCCCCACCUGCAUCCUUCAGUAAUAUACAAACUGCAAUAAACAAAGAUCAACCGGCUAAUCCUACAGAAGAAUAUGCACAGUUGUUUGCUGCACUAAUUGCAAGAACUGCUAAGGAUAUUGAUGUUUUAAUAGAUUCUUUACCCAGUGAAGAAUCAACAGCCACAUUACAGGCUGCUAGUCUGUAUCGCUUGGAAGAAGAAAACCAUGAGGCAGCUGCACGUCUAGAAGAGGUGGUUUUUCGUGGGGAUAUGCUUCUGGAAAAGAUACAGAGUGCUUUAGCAGACAUUGCUCAAUCGCAGCUGAAGACAAGAAGUGGCAGUCAUAGUCAGCCUGUUCCAGACUAACAGCAGCAAGUGUGAGGACUUGAGCACAAGAUUUGAACUUCUGUAAAAUGGGGUUGUGGGCGUGGAUAGAAGACUGAAGCUGUACUUCACUGCUGAGCCUUAAUCCUAGAGAGCCACCUGUGGUUCCGUGCUUAUGGGAAAAGGCAUGCCUGUUGACAUAGUCGUCAUCCUUUUGUAUGAUGCUGUGCUAAUAUGAGAAGCAAUUGGAAUGUUGCUGCAACUUUAGUUUGUUAUGUCAAAUUCUGUGCUUUGAUUGGUACUGUGUCAGUAAGUUAGAAUAUCUGAUUUCAUCCAUUAGACAGCAUUGCCUAGUCACAACAAAUAUAGUUGAAGUAAGGCAUGCGUGUGCGAGUGGCCCAUUUAACGAUGUACACAUGUAAUGAGUGGGAGUGCUUUCUGUACAGGAAAUGAAUUGCAUGUGAAAUGCCACUGACCUUGCCUCUCAACAUGCUCCCAGGAUUUGUUUUGUAUUGAAUAGAGGCCUUCUGUGCUUUUUUUAAAAUGGAAAUUUAUACUUGGAUUUUACUUCUUGUGGAAGAUUUCAGGAUGCUAUUUGCAAGUAGAAGAGCAAAGCAAAAGCAUCACAGAAGCAGUUGAACCACUGACAACCUGUAAACAUCUGCAUCUAAGAGUGGAUACAUGUUGUUCCACAACACUGCAUAUGCUUAUAGGCAUGAUAGGCUGAUGUACUUUAGGGAAGGAAAGGAUGCAGAAGGGAAAACGGUAUGGGAAAACCAGGGUACUGCCUUUCUCUGUUCCCCAGCAUGUAACUUUGGCUAAAUGCAGAAAUACUGUUGGAAGCUCACUCUUGCAAGUAUCCACAAUCUAAGCCAAGACAGUUCUGAGAACAUAAAGCGCAGAUAAUCUUAGCACUGGCUGUAGCCUUAAGUAAAAAUAGACUUCUUAAAGUACAGUUUAAGCUGUAAGAUAUGCAAGAGAAGCAAAACGUAUCUGCAUUAAAGCUAUACUUGCCAAGUAAUUGCUUUUCUCUCUCCCUGGUUCUCUUCCUAGAAUUGUAAGACAAAUCAUAUUUAGAUUCAAACUUAUUUUAUUUCUACUAUUUUCUUGGUUCUGUAAAAAUACAAAAGUAUACUGAAA
Varanus komodoensis (Komodo dragon) is the source of this 1601-nucleotide messenger RNA. It is a transcript of the gene MED21, whose product is annotated as mediator complex subunit 21. The transcript is spliced from 4 exons. Gene Ontology annotation, molecular function: transcription coregulator activity. Gene Ontology annotation, biological process: regulation of transcription by RNA polymerase II. Bases 72 to 503 code for a protein of 143 amino acids. The record is from RefSeq and is a predicted model, not a curated record. Gene Ontology annotation, cellular component: mediator complex. NCBI's taxonomy places the organism in Eukaryota, Metazoa, Chordata, Lepidosauria, Squamata, Varanidae.